AUGAAAUUUCACCUAUUGAGGCUAUUGGUGCUCUACUUUUUCAACUAUUCAUUUGCAAAGUUUAACGAUGAUGUUUCGUUAUCCGAUCUUGUGCCCGAUCCAUUAUUCCCAGAUCAAGCUUUACGACAAGAUUAUGUUACCUUGAACUUCAACUAUGAUGAUGUUGAUGAAACUGUGGAAAGCGAUAGAAUGUUUUCGAUCUCGAAAAUGAAUCGACUGUAUAAAAAUUUCCUCUUUCAAGGAGAUUUGGUGAUCUCAAAGGAAUUUCUGAAAGAGAUCGUCAAAGCUUCCUCAAUCAGAGGGAAAAGACAAGCUUACAGAGAUUCAAAUUACCCGAAAACGAUUUGGACCGACGAAAUCCCCUAUUCGAUGCAUCCGAAAAUGCCUCAAAAGACACGAAGAGUGAUCCGAACGGCCAUAAAAUUCUGGGAAACAGAGACUUGUGUGCGAUUCAAAAACGCUCAACAACGUGGAAAAAACACUUCGCAUCUCUUUUUCACCCAUCAAAAUCCUGGUUGUUGGUCAACAGUUGGACGAGAUGUCCAUAUGAAAAAGCAAGUGGUCAAUGUAGGGCCUGGAUGUGAUCAAUUUGGUGUUGUCACUCACGAGACUGCACACGCUCUCGGGAUUUUCCACGAGCAAAGCCGCUAUGAUCGAGAUGAAUUCGUGGAUAUUGUUGAGAAUCGGAUAAUUGACAACCAAAAGCUCAACUUUAUCAAAAUUCCGCCACAAUUUCUCUCAACUUACGAUCUACCGUAUGAUUUGGGAAGCGUCAUGCAUUACGCUCCGUACGAAUUUGCCAAAACCCGAAAACAUUUCACUCUUCUCCCAAAAGAUCUCCGUUUUAUGGCAACUCUCGGGCAAAUUGAUGGUCCAUCUUUUAAAGAUGUCCUCCUCGUCAAUAAACACUAUAAGUGUUCCGAUAAAUGCAAAUCCGAGAUCUCCUGUCAAAACCUUGGCUAUCAAAAUCCGAAUGAUUGCCAGAAAUGCAAAUGUCCAAAAUCGUUUGGUGGACGGUUUUGUGAGGAAAUCGAGAAGAGUUCAAGUGAAAUUUGUGGGGGAACAAUUAAUGUCACUGAUGAUUUACAGGCUCUAAUGGUGAACUUCGGCUCAAUGAAGCGGGUUACGAGUCGCAGGAAAUGUGUUUAUCAUCUAAAAGCAAAUGAGGAUCGAAAAAUUCUGCUGGCAGUAAAGAUUCUUUUUGGGAAUUGCAUUCAAGGCUGUCAAUUCAAUCAUUUAUUGAUCAACGAUCGAUCCGAUUUGAUCACUUCCGGGUUUCGUUUAUGUUGCUCAAAAGUGGAAGAGCUUCAUUUUUUCACGUAUCAGAACUUUGCCAGUAGCGAAUUUUCGACAGGAGUACACGCAUUUCAAGGAAUUCUCGUUUUUCGAUCAGGU
Molecule: messenger RNA, 1395 nt
Organism: Mesorhabditis belari
Lineage: Eukaryota; Metazoa; Nematoda; Chromadorea; Rhabditida; Rhabditidae
Source: the annotation of a GenBank genome assembly